Miscanthus lutarioriparius is the source of this 1305-nucleotide messenger RNA. The record is from the annotation of a GenBank genome assembly. NCBI's taxonomy places the organism in Eukaryota, Viridiplantae, Streptophyta, Magnoliopsida, Poales, Poaceae.
AUGGACCACGACCACCUCAAGGACCGCCUCCUCCUCCCGUCCUCCCGCGCCGCGGCGACGAACGGGCCCCACCACCGCCGCGCCACGCCCGCGCCGGGCACUGGCGCCGGAGGCCCACCGUGUGGCGGCGGAGCCGGCGGCGUGUCCAUCGACGUCAACGGCCUGAAGCGACGCGGCGGCGAGAGGCGCUCGUGGGUGCGCGUGGACGCGGGGACGGGCGCCGCGGAGGCGGUCGAGGUCGCCAAACCGGCGCUGAUGCGGCGGCUGGACCUGCCCGCGCGGGACCUCCGCCUCCUCGACCCGCUCUUCGUCUACCCGUCCGCCAUCCUCGGCCGCGAGCGCGCCGUCGUCUGCAACCUCGAGCGGCUGCGGUGCAUCAUCACCGCCGACGAGGCGCUCGUCCUGCGCGAACCCGACGCCGCAGCGGAGGAGGCCGUGCGGAGGUACGUCGACGAGCUGCAGCGACGCCUCGUCGACCGCGCCGACGACCUGCCUUUCGAGUUCAUCGCGCUGGAGGUCGCGCUCGAGGCCGCUUGCUCCUUCCUGGACUCGCAGGCUAUUGAAUUAGAGGCUGAAGCUUACCCAUUACUAGAUGAGCUGACAGCAAAAAUUAGUACCCUCAACUUGGAACGAGUUCGACGCCUAAAGAGCAAGUUGGUUGCAUUGACAAGGAGAGUCCAGAAGGUCAGAGAUGAGAUAGAGCAGCUGAUGGAUGACGAUGGUGAUAUGGCUGAAAUGUAUCUCACUGAGAAGAAGAUGAGGAUGGAAGCAUCAAUGUUAGAUGACGAGGACCUUCAGGGAAUUGGCAAUAGUCAUAAUGGGUUUGAUUCAUCUCUGUCAGCUCCAGUUUCACCAGUUUCCACACACCCUGCAACUCGGAGGCUUGAGAAGGAAUUCAGUUUUGCCAGAAGCAGGCACAGCAGCUUCAAGAGCUCAGAUAGCAGCCAGUACAAUAUAGAAGAACUGGAAAUGUUGUUGGAGGCCUACUUUGUUGUUAUCGACUACACCCUCAGCAAGUUGACUUCGUUAAAAGAGUAUAUUGAUGAUACAGAAGACUUCAUCAACAUACAGCUGGAUAACGUCCGGAACCAACUGAUCCAAUUCGAGCUGCUCCUGACCACGGCCACAUUCGUGGUGGCCAUCUUCGGGGUGGUCUCGGGGGUUUUCGGCAUGAACUUCGAGGUCCCUCUUUUCUCGGUGCCCCACGCGUUCGAGUGGACACUUGCCAUAACGGGGGUCUGCGGCGCCGUCAUAUUCUGCUGCUUCCUCUGGUACUUCAAGAAGAGGAGGUUUUUCCCCUUGUAG